AUGGCGUUAGACGAUGAACCGUCAGUCAAGUAUCCCUCCCAGUCCCCUCCUAUCAGCGAUGGCAGGAACCACCAUGUCAUGAUUGUCGGAGCUGGGCUAGGUGGACUCCUUCUCGCCAUUCCCUUGGACAAGGCCGGCAUCCCGUACGAGAUCUACGAACGAGCGAAAGAGGUCAAGCCCCUGGGGGCUGUCAUGACUUUGAACGCUGGAGACUUCCCGGCACUGGAACAAUUCGGGUUCUACGAGGAAUUCGUCAAGCUCUCGCUACCGGUUACAUGGACAUCCGUUUACCAUGGCGACAUGACCGAGAUCAUCACACUUAAAAUAAGCUCGCGGACCAUCGGCUACGACCAUAUCGUCUUCCCGCGACCGGAAUUCUAUGAUCUGGUGCUCUCCCGAGUGCCUCGCGAGAAGAUCCAUUUCAACAAGAAAGUCAUGUCCAUGGAGCAGAACAAAGAGGGUGCCUUGAUCCGCGGCUCGGACGGGACUACUUACCACGGCGACAUUCUCAUGGAGCAGAUGUGGAGUGUCUUCUCGAUUCCCGGGAACAGGAUUUGUUGGAGCGUCAAACUCCAAUUGCUAACUGUCGAGGAGGCGACCCAGCACAAGUUCAGGAACUCGGAAUGGGGAUCCGACACAAGCGACCCCGUGAUCAAGGAAGUGAGGGACUUUCUGAUCCCUAUGGGCGGCACCUUAGGGGACUUAAUUGAUUCCUCCCCACGAGACACGAUUUCGCGUGUCUUCUUGGAGGACAAGUUGUUCAAGACGUGGAACCAUGGCCGAACUGUUCUCAUUGGCGAUGGUCUCGCGUUCUCGGACAUCAGCGCAACACUGGACCAGUUUAAGAACGAGCGCUACAGCAAAGUCAAAGUACAGGUAUCCUUUAUUCAUCAGAUCCCUGUUCGUGGGAGUGGACCUCUUGUCACAAGCUCUCUGCUGAGUGGUGGAUUGGGUGUAACUGACAUGCAGGAUGCUGUUGUCCUCGUGAACUGUUUGUACGAGAUGAUAGGUAUCGCACUAGCGGAUAUUCAGCAAAUAUUCGACAGUUUCCAUGAGGAGCGCUACUCUUGA
This is a messenger RNA of Linnemannia hyalina, 1071 nucleotides long. NCBI's taxonomy places the organism in Eukaryota, Fungi, Mortierellomycota, Mortierellomycetes, Mortierellales, Mortierellaceae. The record is from the annotation of a GenBank genome assembly.